CACUCACUCACUCCCGAUCCUGAUCCCAAUUGAUAAAAGCAAACGCUCCGUCACCUGAACCUUCCCAUCUCCUCAACUCUCUCUCUCUCUCUCUCUCUCUCUCUCUCUCUUCUCUCUCACAGCUGUCUCAGGUCUCUCCAGAUCGUCUUCAAGUUGAGAAAAGAUGAACGACCUAAUGACGAAAUCCUUCAUGAGCUAUGUUGACUUGAAGAAGGAGGCCAUGAAGGACCUCGAGGCUGGCCCGGACUAUGACCUCGAGAUGUCGGCGUCGAAGACCCAGAUGGACACUAACAUGGGGCUCUUCCUGGAAGAGGCAGAGAAGGUGAAGCAAGAGAUGGGCCAGAUCCGUGAGGUUCUGGGCAGGCUCCAGGAAAUGAACCAAGAGAGCAAGACCCUCCACAAGCCAGAGGCGCUCAAGUCCCUCAGGAGCCGGAUCAACGCGGACAUUAUGGCGGUCCUGAAGAAGGCGAGGACAAUACGGUCGCAGCUGGAGGAGAUGGACCAUGCAAACGCGGCAAAUAAGAGGCUCUCAGGAUGCAAGGAAGGGACCACCGUGUACCGGACCCGGUUGGCAGUGACCAAUGGGCUGAGGAAGAAGCUGAAGGAGCUGAUGAUGGAGUUCCAGGGGCUGAGGCAGAGGAUGAUGACCGAGUAUAAGGACACUGUGGGCAGGCGUUACUAUACUGUGACAGGCGAGUACCCAGAUGAGGAGGUCAUUGAGAAGAUCAUUUCUAAUGCAUCAGGAGGCGAGGAGUUUCUUGGCAGAGCGGUACAAGAGCACGGGAGGGGCAAGGUAGUGGAGACAGUGGUCGAGAUCCAGGACCGAUACGAUGCGGCCAAGGAGGUGGAGAAGAGCCUGCUGGAGCUGCACCAGGUGUUCCUGGACAUGGCGGUGAUGGUGGAAGCGCAGGGCGAGAAAAUGGACGACAUCGAGCACCACGUGAUGAGCGCCUCGCACUACGUCAAGGACGGUACCAAGGACCUGAAGACCGCGAAGCAGUACCAGAGGAGCAACCGGAAGUGGAUGUGUCUCGGGCUGAUACUUCUACUGGUGAUCAUCCUAGUGAUCGUGAUUCCGAUCGCCACGAGCUUCAGCCAUUCUUGAAGUGGCUAUUGUUGUCCUUAGAGUCGGAGGAUCUGACGCUCCGUGGUCCGCCGUCUGCCAUUCUUGAAGUGUGAUUGUUGGGUGGAGGUUGGAGGAUCUAAUGCCCCGUGAUCCGUCUUCUGCUUGUUUUUUUUUUUCUCUUCUUGUGAGAUCCUAAAGAUUGAAGUGAUUUGGAUGUUGCAGAGAGAAGUUGGUCCUUCCUAUUGGGACUAAUGAAGUAUGUUGUGUGUAGUGUAAAUUCAUUCAUUCUUUGUGAUAUGACAUGACAAUUUACAGGAAAACUAAUGUUCCGGCUCUAGCAUUGUUCCGACUUCUAAGCAGUCUUCUUGUUUCCGA
Messenger RNA from Rhodamnia argentea, 1441 nucleotides. Its product is annotated as syntaxin-related protein KNOLLE. The record is from RefSeq and is a predicted model, not a curated record. Lineage: Eukaryota; Viridiplantae; Streptophyta; Magnoliopsida; Myrtales; Myrtaceae. Gene Ontology annotation, molecular function: SNAP receptor activity; SNARE binding. The transcript is spliced from 3 exons. The coding region runs from base 164 to 1105 and encodes 313 amino acids. Gene Ontology annotation, cellular component: SNARE complex; plasma membrane; endomembrane system. Gene Ontology annotation, biological process: intracellular protein transport; exocytosis; vesicle fusion.